UUCGCCAUAGUUUCCUCACAAUCAUGUACCGGAGUCCACCACUUCCCAUUUUUCCUUCUGAAUCUGCUGUUCUAGCCACUGUCCAGUUAGCAGAUCCUGAUAGCCGUCCAUACUCCCAACUCAAGAGUACAGCGAGACAUGUGAGACAGAUCCCUCCUCCAUGGAGCACGGCGACGGCAAAACCGCCGCCAAGCGAACCAGGCUCGCCGGCGGCGGCGGAGGCACCGACCACCUCCUCAGCGCGCUGCCCGAUGACUUGGUUCUCCACAUCCUUCACACGCUCCGCGAUUCCCCCGCCGCCGCCCGAACCAGUCUCCUCUCCCGCCGCUGGCGCCGCCUCUGGGCCCUUCUCCCGCAGGUCUACUUCCCCGGAUACACCGCACCCCACCUUAUAGCCCCCGCCCUCGCUGCCCAUGAAGCGCCGACCCUCCAUCACCUCGUUGUCUUCGUCCAGGACGCCCCUGCCGAAUCCAUGGCGGCCUGGCUCCCAAUUGCUUCACGCCGCCUCUCCGGCGAUCUGUUCUUCGACAACAAGGUGCAGCAGAAUGGUGGGCGGGACGAUGCCGGAGAAAGAGGGGCCUUUGAGCUGCCCUGCUUCAAGAACGCCACCUUGCUCUCGCUCCACCUGGGGUUUCUCGGCCUCGCGGCGCCGCCUACCGGGGUAUUCACCCGGCUCACCAAUCUCUGCCUUGUUCACUUCAGGCUACACGGUCCGUGCCAGCUCGGGGACGCCCUCUCCUCUCCGCGGUGCCCGGCCUUGCGAGAACUCACUCUCUGCGAUGCCCGGGGCCUGGACAAUUUCACCAUACAUUCGGAGUCUCUAAUGACAAUAAAGCUCAGGAAAUUGCAUGGCCUGCAGCGCCUCACUGUUGUGGCGCCGGCACUCAAAGAGUUAACUGUCUUCUACAGCUUUGCUAAUGCCCCUAAUCCAAGUCAAGCGGUUGCCACCAUCUCAACCCCUCGGCUGGUGUCGCUUGAGUGGGGUGAUGCUUAUGAUCCAGUCUCUGUUCAGUUUGGCAGGAUGACACGUCUUCAAUGGCUGGGCACAAGCUUUUAUGUUGUAUAUGGACCAAGUGGCAUUGAACACAAUCGCGAUUUGAUGAGGCUCUUCCGGCACUUUAAGGCCAUCCACAGUUUGAGACUUACACUGAACUAUCAGCGGGACCUAAGUAACAGGCAAUACUUGAUGGAGGAUAUGACAAUGCUCCCAGUCAUUUCAUUAUUGAGCAUUAGUGUAAUAGCACAUGGACAUGCCUGUGGAGCCAGCUUAUUCCAUGUUCUCAGGAUGUGUACCGGUGUAAGAAGGCUGAUCCUAACAUUAAAUCCUCAUACCAGUUUGGAGGUACAAACAUGUCCAGUAGGUUGCAUAUGUGAUCAGCCACUAAACUGGAGAUCUGAGGAGCUGGUGCUGGAUUGCCUCGAAGAUGUAGAAAUCAGAGGGCUGAGAGGAACCGAAUGGGAAGUAGCUCUGGUGGAACGGUUAUUUGGCUGGUCUACAGCACUAAAGACGGUGAAUAUAACUUUCUUCCGUUUAAUGACUGAAAGCAGGGCCAAGGAGUUGCGCCAGAUGUUACUACGCUUCUCCAGUCCAGACACAUGUAUGACAUUUUAGGUGUAUACUGCGGUUCCUGUUCAGUAUGUUGUAGAAGAUUCAUUGAGCUCCAGGCGUGCAAGAUCCGGCGGUUGCCAUGCUCAAGAGUGGCGAUGCAUUUUUCUUGUGAGAUGGUGAAUAAUUUGCUGGUAUUUGUGUAGAACAGCUCGGUACUUGUUACGGAGUUCUUGAAUCGGAUGUUGAGACUUAACUCGGGUGUGGAUUUUUAACUAUCUUGUCA
Messenger RNA from Triticum aestivum (bread wheat), 1832 nucleotides. RefSeq names its product putative FBD-associated F-box protein At5g56400. The record is from RefSeq and is a predicted model, not a curated record. The coding region runs from base 161 to 1612 and encodes 483 amino acids. The transcript is spliced from 3 exons. Gene Ontology annotation, molecular function: protein binding. NCBI's taxonomy places the organism in Eukaryota, Viridiplantae, Streptophyta, Magnoliopsida, Poales, Poaceae.